Chelmon rostratus (copperband butterflyfish) is the source of this 3975-nucleotide messenger RNA. It is a transcript of the gene stk16, whose product is annotated as serine/threonine kinase 16. Gene Ontology annotation, molecular function: ATP binding; protein serine/threonine kinase activity. The record is from RefSeq and is a predicted model, not a curated record. The transcript is spliced from 8 exons. Bases 144 to 1061 code for a protein of 305 amino acids. Gene Ontology annotation, cellular component: Golgi apparatus; cytoplasm. Gene Ontology annotation, biological process: protein phosphorylation. NCBI's taxonomy places the organism in Eukaryota, Metazoa, Chordata, Actinopteri, Chaetodontiformes, Chaetodontidae.
GGAAAAGGAAGAGGAGGAAAGAUAUGGCAGUAAGCUAAUUUGGUAAACAGAAAAAAGCUAUAGCUGGUAAGAAUAAAGACGUAACGCUACCAGUUAUAGAAUAGGCCCUUAAAAGCUUAGUGUUAAACAAUGUACCAGCCAAGAUGGGGCAGACCCUGUGCAUGUGCUCCCGUGGCUCCAUCACUAUUGAUAACAAAAAAUACUACUUUGUCCAGAAACUAGACGAAGGUGGGUUCAGUUAUGUUGAUCUGGUAGAGGGGGUAAAGGACGGGCGCUUCUAUGCCCUGAAGAGGAUCCUGUGCCAUGACCGUGAAGGCCGCCAGGAAGCUCAGACAGAGGUGGAGAUGCAUCAGAUUUUUAAUCACCCCAACGUCUUGAGCCUGGUUGCACACACUUUUGUUGAUCGUGGAGGCAAGACUGAAGCCUGGUUACUUCUUCCUUAUAUUAGAAAAGGCAGUCUGUGGUCUGUUCUGGAGAAGCUAAGAGACAAGGGGAGCUCAAUACCUGAAAAACAGAUUUUACAAAUCAUGCGUGGCAUCUGCUCUGGACUCAAGGCCAUUCAUGAAAAAGGCUAUGCACACAGAGACCUCAAGCCCACAAAUGUGCUUCUGGAUGAGGAUGACAGGCCAGUUCUGAUGGACCUGGGCUCUAUGAACCGUGCCAGGAUUGAGGUUCGAGGAACCAGAGAAGCCAUGACCAUACAGGACUGGGCAGCCCAGCGGUGCACGAUUUCCUACAGGGCUCCUGAACUCUUCAAUGUAGAGAGUCACUGCAUUAUAGAUGAGCGUACUGACAUCUGGUCACUUGGCUGUGUGCUUUACUGCAUGAUGAUGUUAGAGGGUCCCUAUGACAUGGUAUUUCAGAAGGGGGACAGUGUUGCCCUGGCUGUCCAGAAUCCAGUGGCCAUCCCACAGUCUUGCAGUUACUCGCAGGGCCUGCAAAUGCUGCUGAGCUCCAUAAUGGUGUCAAAUCCCCAUGAGAGACCAAACAUCAGCUGGGUUCUUGACCAGGUACAGGACCUGCAGAGUCGCAGCCCCAACACCCAAACCAACAUGGUCUGAUCUUGCACGGUGCACUGGAUGUGGGAGACCUUUGCACAUAUAAAUGAACAUCCCUUAUUUUGAGCUUGAAAAUAUUUCUUUUAUUUAUUAACUUUAGUGUAAAAGUCCAGGUACAGACUUUCACUCAGCACGGGGAGCUUGGCAACACUAUCAGCUUUUAGUUUGAAUGAUCUUGUCCAGGAUGCAUAUGACUGUGGAUUCUUUAGUUAUAGACAAAUUAUGUGAGGAAUCUGAAAAGCCUCAAGUGUAAUUUGACCCUGCAAUAUGAUGCUUUUGCAAGGAUCAAAUGUUGCCUGUAAUCAAAAUCUUGAAGGGAUAGUUGGGCAUUUUAGAAAAUGUUAAUUUGCUUUCUCAUAGUGUUACAUGAGAAAACAGAUACCACUCUCAUGUCUGUGCGUUCAAUGUGGAGCUGUAGCCAGCGGCCUAUUAGCAUAGCUUAGCAUAAAGACUGGAAAGAAGAGGAAAUGGCUAGCUUUACUCUGUCGGAAAGUAACAAAAGCCUUAUCAUGUUAUAUCUUGUUUGUGAAAUCAGUACAAAAUCACAAUGUAAAAACAACAAGUGGUGGUUCUAAUGAAGUUUAUGUGUACGGAUAUUGUUUUGCAUUUUAGUUUUUAGACAGAUAGCACAAACAAGAUAUACAUGUUAAUUAGUAAGCUUUAGAGGUGCUGGUUGAUGGGUUUUAUUUUAGCAGAGCCAGGCUAGCUGUGUCCACCUGCCAGCUGCUGGCUGUUGCCUUAAUAUAUCUAUCAGUGUAUUUCUUGUGUAUUCACAUAAAAAAAACAACAACAAAAUUUUGUCUUAAAAUUGUAGUUUGCAUUUUUAAUGAGAAAAAGGGACAACAUUGAAGCUUUGCCAAACUUUCCAGUGGAUGAAAGCUACCCGAGUUUAACGCUGGGUUCAGACAGGCGGAAGCACCACGAUGCCCUGCCCGCUUCCUUUCGUAGUCCAUGUUAACCAGUUGGGCUGUUCGGACAGGAUGGGCUGCGUUGUGGAGCUCCGCAGCCGGCUUGCGAUCUGCAGUGGUUGUUUUGCUGUCUGAUCUUUUUUCUCCGCAUUCCAAGAGUGAAUCCAGCUCAAGAAAACACACUUAUAAUCUAUUAUAAACAAUAUAAAUAAUAUAGGAUAUAAAUCUGAUCCUGAUAAAUGACAAUAUAUGCACCCCAUGCUUGCUAACCCUUUUGAUUUUCCGGGCCCUCUCCUCGCUGUUCUACUGGAGUUUCAACUGCCCUGAUUUCUGUGCCCCAAAUGAUGAAAUAUCAGAGUCUGCCCAUCCACUAUAUUUAUCAGAAAUAGCAUCACUGCUGUUUGUGAUUGUGUUUAUAUUACUUACUUAUUCCACAUAUUUGUCAGCUGUGUCGAAAAGAGGGUGAGAGACGAGCAAACACACACACAAGCAGACAGACAGAGAUGUGGGGGUUAGGUGGCCAUCGGCUAACCGAGGCCAAUCAAAUGUCAAGUUCAUAAUGAUUUAAGGAGAGGAGCGGAAUCAAUUGUUGACCGGCACAGAGAAAUGCGCUUCUGGUGUCAACAGGAAGGCUACUGCUCACAUGAGAAUUGACAUAUCACGGCGCUUUCUGAACCCGGCAUAAUACAUAUUAGGUUACAUUCCCUACCAUGAAGGAAUAUGUUCCAGUUCCCUUUAUUUUUCAUCUUGAUUCCUGAGUUUUGUGUGUGUGCAACACGUGUAAUAUUAUAACAGCUUUUCCCCACACCUUUACUGGACUGUUCGUUUCCACUGGGGAAAACUUAAGACACACAGUGCUCCUCACCUGCAAUGCUGCAUUUGAACACACAGAGGUGCUCCACCAUUACAAUCCCCCUGCCCCACGCAUUGACAUGGUGAUUGACCAUGUUUCUGCCGGUCCAGGUGAUAAUGUGUGAAUGUGCUCUUUGUCAAGCAAGAGCAAAGAGUAUCUGCAUACACGAAAGAAAAAAAGGACAAGGGGUCAGGUGUUACUGUGACAAGCCUAAACAGAUUAAGGAAUAACUUAGAAAUAUUUUUAUUAACCGUAAGUCGAAGGCAUUGUCUGCCAUUGCAGUUUAACCUUUCUUUUUUACUUCACUUUUCUCUGUAUUGUGUUUUUAAACAGUAUUUUCUAUUUCAGCUAUGCUUGUGCUGAAUUCUGGGUUUCCUGUCAUGUGUGACUGUGGUCUCACACUUUGGUUCUCUCAGGGUUCACCCACAUCUCAAAGGGUCCUACUAUCUCAGACCCAAAUCGUACCUUUAAAACUAUUAUUGCGUAAAUUUUUGCUUUGGGCAUUUAAGUUAAGAUGAAUGCUUCGUUGACUCUGUAAUGCGGUGAUAUUGACCCAUAUUAGAACAAAAAAUUUCCUUGACAGUUAAUACAGUUAAUUGUUGGAACGGUAAUUGACAAACUGUUUAAAUAUAUUAUCUAUUUUAAUGCUUUAAGUUUGUGAAAUGACUACGAAUAUUUGUGUGGUUGUUAAUGGUGAACUAAUAAUGAUAUCACACUGCUGGUAAAGUACGGAAUUUUCUAAGUGUACUCGUAAGUUCACAGAUAUUAAUGAGUAUGAAUGUGUUAUUUGAUUGUGGAUAUUUCUGUUAAAAUUCUGCUUCAUCUCUUAUUCACUGCACAGUAAAGGAUAAAUAAAUAUAAUAUAUGUAGCACUCUCUACACAGUUUUUAAUAUGAUUGUGAAAUAAAGCAUCAUCCUACAUUUAAAAACUAGUUUUUUUUUAAAGUAUGUGAAUCGAUAAUCAGAUACAACCACCUGUACUACUUAGUCAGCAUGACACACACACAAUGGCCAAAUGUACUUGGACACCACUCGUAAUUUGUCAUUUCAGCUACAUAAAAUCAGCUUUUAAAUGUCCAUUAACAAACAUUUGCAUUAAAACAGGUCGUACUGAAGAGCUCAGUCACUUGAAUGCACCACUGUCAUGGGAUGCUCU